AUGUCAGACCUCCCUUCCAACGUUCACGUCUCACAGCACCCCUGUCUGAGGGCGAAGCUAUCCCAGCUGCGGUCCAAAUCCACGGCGGCCAAGGAUGUGAAGACGUUGGUUCACGAGAUCGGGUUGAUCGUGGCUACUGAAGCUCUUGCUGCUUCGACGACGGCGAAAGAUGGCCCCAAGGCAUGUUACGACGCGACACCGCUAGGUUUCGAGUUCACCUCGACCGAGAUCUCCCCCUCCCGCCUCUGCCUCGUCCCGAUUCUCCGAUCCGGUCUGGGCAUGGUAGACGCCGUCCAGACGAUCCUCCCGGGCCCCGUCCCCGUCCACCACCUCGGCCUCUACCGCGAGCCCUCGACCCUCGAGCCCGUGGAGUACUACAACAACCUGCCCAACCACAUCUCCUCGGACGGCUCCAACCCGGACGUCAGCAGCCUGGCCAUCAUCCUCGACCCCGUCAUCGCCACGGGCGGCACCUGCGCCGCGGCCAUCCAGACGCUGCGCGAGUGGGGCGUCAAGCGCAUCAUCGUCAUGGCCGUCAUCGGGGCCACCGAGGGCGUCAAGCGCGCCGCCUCCGAGUGGGCCAACGCGACCGAGAUCUGGAUCGCCGGCGUCGACGCCGAGCUGACGUCGAGCGGCAUGCUGAAGCCAGGCGUGGGCGACGUCGGCGACCGCCUGUUCUUGACGAUUGGCAAAUGA
Molecule: messenger RNA, 696 nt
Organism: Colletotrichum karsti
Lineage: Eukaryota; Fungi; Ascomycota; Sordariomycetes; Glomerellales; Glomerellaceae
Product: uracil phosphoribosyltransferase
Exons: 3
Coding region: 1-696 (231 amino acids)
Source: RefSeq, a predicted model, not a curated record